Messenger RNA from Acipenser ruthenus (sterlet), 4675 nucleotides. Its product is annotated as TBC1 domain family member 12-like. The coding region runs from base 273 to 3140 and encodes 955 amino acids. The record is from RefSeq and is a predicted model, not a curated record. Lineage: Eukaryota; Metazoa; Chordata; Actinopteri; Acipenseriformes; Acipenseridae. The transcript has 14 exons.
GGCAUUUCAAAAUGGCUCCCAAGUUGAAGGAGGGGCUGCAGCUGGUCGACAGAUAACUACAAUAACAAAACAAAAAAUAACGAAAGAAAACAGCUACUGACUCUCUUCUUUGGUGCCAAGGGUAUCGACAGUAACAUUCGAUGUUUAUACCGUUUAUUCUUUUACAAAUAUUUUAAAAUGACGACAUAUUUCAGGGCCGAGGGGAAAGAGGAACCAGCCUUUCCAAGGCAGCCCAGCUGCAGCGGUUUUUGUAAUGUGGCUGUGCGGGGAUUAUGAAUGAAAUGGAAAGAGCAGAAAAUGGAGCUUCCCUGUUGGCUUUGUCUAUCGAUGUCAACGAAAACGAACAGAAGAGCACAUCCUACAGCAGCUUUACUGUGUGCAAAAGCGGCAAGCCGGCUUUAUUACUAAAUGAAAACAAAAGGCCAGCCUUCUCAGAAGAUACGAAUUCUGUGCUGUCAGGGAAAGGGUAUGUUUAUAUUGCCAGUGAGAGGAAUUUAAACGACGACAAGGCUGCGCUGGGGGAUAAUAAUAGGCUAGAUUGUGUUUCAGACUCAGAGUGUCUUCCGAGAGGCGUUAAAGACAGCUGUGUCAUUACAGAGCGAUGCAGUGAUGGCACUGUAAACGGAUUUACUGAGUCAUCAGAACAGCUAGUGGAUGGAUCAGAGGCAACGGGAGUGGGUUGUAAGAGGACCCCAUCCUGCUCUUCAAAUUGCACUGCUGACAAGCAAGUAAAGAAGAGAAACGGGAUGUUGAUCGACGCUGCUCCCGAUAGCGGUCGUGAAUGCGGAAGGAAGGAUGAUGGCGUUUCAGAGAAACAAGACAAUGGUCUUUUAAAUGCCGAGAUUGGGGCAAAGUCUGUAGUUCCGCUUUCUGGGUCAUGUGAUGGCAAACACCAGCCAAACUGCACUGGUUGGGUCGACCCCGCAGACAUGAAGCUAACCAACGGAGAUGUGGAUGGUGUACAGGGUGACAUCUGCCCGAGCUGCACCGAAGAUGUCACUUUUGGCUGCGGUUCUUCAGUUUACAAACCUCCAGGUGCGCUUUUUGAGAAGGAAGUGAAACUUGCGAGCGGUGGGUUGUUGAUUGUAAACAAAUGCGCGUUGCUAAAUGGCAAGCUAAAGUUACAUAGCAACCCGGCAAAGUGUAUUGGCGAGACUGCUGCUGUUUCAGAUGUGCAAAUAAAUAAGUUAUUAGAACCUGCAUUAGAGGACGGUUUUAAUAAGGGCUUCUGUCCAGAAGAUGAUGACUUUGGUACUACUGGGGUUGCCCCCUCAGAGACUACGGUUGUUAGUGAGUGUUGUGACCCCUUUCCCAAAAUCACAACCACAGUAUCUGGAGCAUUAGACAUUGAAAAUAUGGGGCCUAAAGAUGAAACACUUGUACCAAACGAAUCCAGCGUCAAGGAGGACGAUGUAAGUGAGGAGAGUAAUUUGAGUCCAUUGGAACUAAGGACUAACCAAAACACUAGACUGUCUCGCAGUUGCGAAGCCACUCCAGAUAGCCCAGGGGAUUCUGAAGUAAGCUUUGGUACCGAGGCGGUGCUUGACACUAAUGACCUCCGGUUCAUGGAUGUCAAUUUAAGUUCAAGGAACACAUUUGAAGUUAACCGUCGCCAGAGCGCACCUGAUCACUUGCCUGAUGGCUUGACCCUUGCUGCAGACCCCUCCUCUCAUCAGGAAGUGAAACCCAAAAAACUUGGUAUCACAGAUUUUUUUAGCAGGAGCUUGUUUUCCAGGAAGAUGAAGGACCCCAAGCCUCCUUCCCAGAGUGCUCCUGGCUGGAAGUUGUUUGGAAAAGUUCCUUUGAGAGAGAACCCUCAGAAGGAUUCAAUGACUAUUCAGCAGGACAGUAAUCCAGGCAGUCUUGCAUCCGUUUCUACACCAAAUCUCUUAAGCACAGUGGAAUAUGAGGCACGGACAGGAAAAACAGUUAAUCUCCCACCCCAGUCAGGGCGACGCAAAAACCUUGAAUUUGAACCUCUUUCAACCACAGCCCUCAUUCUGGAAGACCGACCUGCAAAUCUUCCUGCAAAAUCAGCUGAGGAAGCCUUGCGUCACCGUCAUGAGUAUGAUACGAUGGUGGCAGAGGCAAAAAAACGAGAAAUGAAAGAUGCCCAUAAAAAGAAGAAAAUAAUGAAAGACCGGUAUAAACAGGAAGAAGUCAUUGCCAAUGCCAUGGUGAUUUGGAACAGUGAGAUACUUCCCAAUUGGGAAGCCAUGCGCAAUACGCGAAAAGUGCGAGAGUUGUGGUGGCAAGGCCUUCCGCCCAGUGUUCGCGGAAAAGUAUGGAGUUUGGCUGUUGGAAAUGAACUCAAUAUUACACAUGAGCUCUAUGAGAUCUUCUUGUCCAGAGCUAAGGAAAGGUGGAAGAGCUUCAGUGAAACCGGUUCAGAGAAUGAGGCUGAAGAUUCAGGAACAUCCGGUGCUGACAGAGAAUCCAGUCUAGAUUUGAUAAAGUUGGACAUAUCCCGCACAUUCCCCUCUCUCUUCAUAUUUCAAAAGGGCGGUCCAUACCAUGACCUAUUGCAUAGUGUGCUGGGAGCAUAUACUUGUUACAGACCUGAUGUUGGAUAUGUUCAAGGGAUGUCUUUCAUUGCUGCUGUGCUUAUCCUCAAUCUAGAAGAAGCUGAUGCUUUCAUUUUGUUUGCCAACCUUCUCAACAAGCCUUGUCAGAUGGCUUUUUUCAGAGUGGAUCAUGACUUGAUGCUAAAAUACUUUGCAGCAUUUGAAGUGUUCUUUGAAGAAAAUCUCCCAAGAUUGUUUGUUCACUUUAAGACCUACAACCUGACCCCAGACAUCUACCUGAUUGACUGGAUUUUUACACUAUAUAGCAAGUCCCUGCCUCUUGAUUUGGCAUGUCGAGUUUGGGAUGUCUUCUGUCGGGAUGGAGAGGAGUUUCUGUUUCGCACAGGUCUUGGGAUUCUUAAACUGUACGAGGAUAUCCUCCUUCAGAUGGACUUCAUUCACAUUGCUCAGUUUCUUACCAAGCUUCCCGAAGAUAUCACAUCUGAAAAGCUCUUCAACUGUAUUGCUGCAGUUCAGAUGCUAAGCAGUAAUAAAAAAUGGACACAGGUCUUUACCAUAUUAAUGAAGGAUAACAAAGAAGGAGAUAAGAAUCACAGCCCAACAUUAAAAAAUUAAUAUGUGAAGAAAGACGACUUUAACAUCAUUGCCAGUAUUACUGAAUAUAGCUGUGUAUGGGAAGGGGGUCAUUAUUCAAAUGACGCAAUUGACAACUACAUAAAGAAGAUAUUGUGUUUAAGCAUUUAUAUGGCCAGACAGGCGAAAAUGAGAGAAUAUUUCCAACAUCCUUCUCUGUGUGCUUUAACUAAACUGACCGAGUGCAGCUUAUGAUGAAGAAGAUUCAGGUUCUCCCUGUCAGUGCUGUUGUGUAGAUGUGAAAUAUCACUCAUAAAACCGUCCACCCAGGUUUAAGUUACCCACCAAACCAGCAGAUUACUAAAAACAUUAAAUGGACCAAACCAUUAAUCUUCACUAACAUUUUUUUUUUUGAAAAUUCAUUUUUAUUGUUGUUUAGAUACUUAUUAUAAUAAAAAAUGUUAUAUCAAAAAGCUUGAGAGGAAUUAUAAAAGGCAGAGGCUGGAAAAUCUCACAAAAUGUAUGAUGCACUUAUUAUCUAAACCACAUUAAAUGUAAUUAUAGAAACAUUCCUUAUGAUAAACUCUGUUUAACAAAUAGAAACAUAAAGCUUCUGAUGGUAUUUGAAUUGUGAUUGCCAGGUAUUAGAAGGUGUUUAUUCUGUUUAAAGUGGUGUACUUAAUCAAAUUAGCCUGGAUAGAGUUAGCCUGGAUUGACAGAAACUAUAGCAAAACAAAACAAAAAAACCACACAACUAAACAAAGGUCUAUAUCUUCUCUCAGCCCAUGAAGCCUUGUAAUGUGACUAUUUUCUGGCCAAUAUUACACACACAGAAUUAUUCUGAAGAAACUGCAUCUUAUCAAGUGCAAUAGAGAACGCAAAAUGGCACAUGACAUUUAAAUGUUUUACAGGGCUAUGCAGGUUUCUUUUGUGUUUUUUUUUUUUGUGGUGGUGGGGGGGGGUCCAUCUAGAUGGCAAAGGAAAGCUGAUGUAAACUAUGUGGUUGCAAGCUUUAGUGAUGUCUGCAAAUAUAACAGUACAGCUUUGAUAGUAUGGUUAGAAAGCAGUAACUAAUUGGUGUUUCUUUCUAUUUCUAUGCAUAGCGUGGUUAAUAAAAAGGCUGACUCCUAUUAUUUUCAUUGCAGUCCUUGUUUGUAGGAAAACAUGAGUACACUCACUUAUAGCAACAUUUCCUGUAUUUUACUUUACCAGUUGUGGGUUUUUUUCUUAUGUUUCAACAGUUUGUAAUUCUGUAUUAUUAUUUGUAUGUUUUAUUUGACCACACAUAAUUGAUUUAUGUUGGGGGAUUUUAUGUUGCUUUUGUGUUCGCUGUUUAUUUAAAGCUUAUUCUCCUUAUAGCAUAGAUGGUCUAGAUUGUAUUUUGAUUUUAAUUUAUAUAUUCAGUAGUUCAAUGCAAUUUUGUUCCCCUUUUUUCUACUCCUGCUCUCUAUUGUACAGUUUUUCAUACUUACCAAGGAGGUACUGUAUAUAAAAUUGAUUGUAAAUAGAUGGGAUCUCUCUCCCUGUUACAGACCACUAGUUACAACUCCCCUUUGUAAAUAAAUCUCAGAAGCAGA